AUGGGCCAACCAGGACAACCAGGACAACCAGGACAACCAGGACAACCUAGCCAACCAGGAUUCCCAGCUCAACCAGGUCAACAAGGAGGACCUAAUCAACCAGGACAACCUGGCCAACCUGGCUACCCAGGCCAGCCAGGACAACCAGGCCAACCAGGCCAACCCGGCUAUCCAGGUCAACCCGGACAACCAGGCCAACCAGGCUAUCCAGGUCAACCCGGACAACCAGGACAACCAGGAUACCCAGCACAACCAGGUCAACAAGAAGGUCCUAAUCAACCAGGUCAACCCGGACAACAAGGCCAACCAGGCUACCCAGGUCAACCAAGCCAACCAGGACAACCAGGAUACCCAGCACAACCAGGUCAACAAGGAGGACCCAACCAACCAGGACAACCUGGAAAACCAGAACAACCUAGCCAACCAGGCUACCCAGGCCAGCCAGGGCAACCCGGCCAACCAGGACAACCUGGAUAUCCAGGUCAACCCGGACAACCAGGCUAUCCAGGCACUCCAGGCCAAUCAGGUGGUGAUUCAAUUGGUGCACCUUCUGGAACAGGAGUACAACCUCCAGUUUAUCCUCCGGGAGGUCAAUACAUGCCACCAUUCCCGAUCUAUGUUAUUCCAUAUCCACUACCAAUCGUCCCUAGUCCAGGGUCAUGCCCAUGCUACCUUCUUAAUCCAGGCAAUAACAGCAGUAGUACAGCUAUCUCUCAAGGUCAGAUGACAAAUCAGAAUCAAUACUAUUCACCUUAUGGUAUAAUAGGGUUUCUGCCAGUAGUUUUUGUUCCAAGCUGUCCAGGGAGCACAACUGAUAUGCAAACAGCGCAACAAAAUUUCCCCAAUGCAGUACCAGUAUCUUACAACUGCGCUCAGUGCCAAGCUAAUAGAGACAUCUAUAGAUUCUUGGGCAGAUUUGGUGGAGGUCGUAGUGUAAAUUUAACAGACUUAAAAGAAAUUAAGUCUCUACCAGAACUCGAAAGCUUAUUAAUGAACGAAAUAAAAGUUCCCAAGAAGAAUCUACGCCGAAUUGCGGUACAUGCACGCGCUCUUAAUGGCGAAAAAGCUGAAAAGAAAGUUAUAUUAAAUACGAAAAAUUAAAUAAAUAGAAUUCGAAUAUUUUAAUUGUAAGUAGUUCAAUAAGGGAUAAGCGGUAAAAAUUUUGGAACUGGCCGAUUUAUACUUGGACGGUUUCGAAAUUUUCAAGUUGAGUAACUUCUGCUGUUUUACAUUUGCCCAAAUUACUGAAAAUUGUAUUACAAAAAAUAUGUAUAUUUAAAAUUUAUUUGAUGUAUAGAAAAUCGAAAGAUAUUUUAUAAAAUAUACGAAUUACUCAACUUUUAUGUAUAAUUUUAACGGCACAUUAUAUGUAUAAUGUAAAGUUGUUGUUAAGUCUAAAAAUAGAGUAAAGUAAAUUUAUAAUUAAAA
Molecule: messenger RNA, 1428 nt
Organism: Zerene cesonia (dogface butterfly)
Lineage: Eukaryota; Metazoa; Arthropoda; Insecta; Lepidoptera; Pieridae
Product: collagen alpha-1(IV) chain-like
Exons: 3
Coding region: 1-1101 (366 amino acids)
Source: RefSeq, a predicted model, not a curated record